Pseudovirgaria hyperparasitica is the source of this 982-nucleotide messenger RNA. RefSeq names its product cytochrome b5. The transcript has 2 exons. NCBI's taxonomy places the organism in Eukaryota, Fungi, Ascomycota, Dothideomycetes, Acrospermales, Acrospermaceae. Gene Ontology annotation, cellular component: membrane; endomembrane system. The record is from RefSeq and is a predicted model, not a curated record. The coding region runs from base 240 to 800 and encodes 186 amino acids.
GAUAAGUCAUCCACCAUCUUUCGUCAUCAGUCCAAUGUUCAGAAGGUGCCAGAUACGGGAGUUGGCACGACUCGGCCUCCGAAUAUCUUGUGGUCUGACCAAACAACCCCAUUCACUCCUCGUAUAAACUCUGCUUGGAGAACUUCCCAGCCAUCCCCUCCUUUCCACACCCCAAACACCGACAAGAGAACAUAAAUCACCACUCUUACCGGCGGAAACCCACGCUCUCAUCAGCCCCAAUGGCAGACACCGACGUCCCCAAAACCCUGCCCCCGGGCACCACGGAUACCACCAGCACCACCCUCCUCACUCCCAUCAACAUCAUCCUCAUCUCCAUCCUCCUCUACCUCGUCUACCUGCGCCUCCGUCCGCAAGCCCCGCAAACACUCCCCAAAGCCCCCGCGCCCACCGUCUUCCGCACAUUUACCCCGCCGACACUCCUCCCAUACAACGGCCUCAACGGCAAACCCAUCUACUUUGCCGUGCGGGGCCGUGUGUUCGACGUGUCGACAGGCGCCUCGUUCUAUGGGCCAGGAGGCCCCUAUGCGAACUUCGCAGGGCGUGAUGCGUCUCGCGGCCUUGCGUGUGGCAGUUUUGAUGAGGAUAUGCUGACCAAGGACCUCACCGGGCCUUUGGAUGAUCUGAAGGGUUUGGGCGCGGAGGAGAUGGAGGCGUUGAGGGGCUGGGAGGAGCGGUUUGAAGAAAAGUACUUGGUUGUGGGGAAGAUCGUGGCCGUGGGGAGUGAGGAGGCAAUAAAGGCGGAGAAGCUCGAGAAGGAGUUGGGAUUGAAUCCGCUAUAGGUGGAUUUGUUCUUCGGGCGUCUUUUGAUGGGUGGAUGAAUUACGGGAUAUCUCUCUUUUGGAAUCCGCCAUAUCUCGUGUACGGUCGGAUCUGGAUUGAAAAAGAGUAGUAGUGUUGAUCCAACAUUGACAUGUGCUUCGCUUCUAUGUGUAAACGCAUAAUAUCAAACAGCAUACAGCGC